Messenger RNA from Heterobilharzia americana, 576 nucleotides. NCBI's taxonomy places the organism in Eukaryota, Metazoa, Platyhelminthes, Trematoda, Strigeidida, Schistosomatidae. The record is from the annotation of a GenBank genome assembly.
GUCGCCAGACAGUCAAUUGAUUUAAUUUAUUAGUUAAGACAACCAACUGAAUUUACGAAUUACUCUAUGUGAAUAGACUGAACAGCUAUUUUGUUGUAAUACAAUCAACCAAUGGCAUGUGGCUAUUCAAUUCUGUCUCUGAUUGGUUAAUGAAUAAUUUGAUUAGCGUAUGCGUAUACAUGUCUGCGUUAAAGACAUUGGGAUUCAGGUUGAAUUGUUCACUCGCAAUGCGACGCGUUGUUAUUCAGUGUCGAAAUGACGAGGAUAUACCAGUACUGUUGGAAAUAAUCAAUUCAUAUGGUGCAGUUUUGAUAAGGCCUGCAUCUCCCGAACGAUUUGAUAUGGUCCACGUCGAUAUAUCAGAGGAGAGUGAUACAACAUUGGCUGACUUUAAAGCUGAGUUGGAAACUAAAAUAUCUAACGUUUCAGUACGUAUUUUCUGAGCAGGAAAAUAAAUUGUAAUGAGCACCUGAGACACUAAAAAAGAAGAAGAAGAAUUGUUCAUUAAGUCUUUUUUAUUUCAUCAUUAUCACUAUGUAUAAACGAAAUUUUAUUCAAUAGAAGUUAUCAUCGAUA